This is a messenger RNA of Fusarium venenatum, 1035 nucleotides long. The record is from RefSeq and is a predicted model, not a curated record. Lineage: Eukaryota; Fungi; Ascomycota; Sordariomycetes; Hypocreales; Nectriaceae.
AUGUCUUUACAAAAUAUCGAGUUCGAUAAACAUGGCGAUAUUAAACUUCGUGUUGGCAAAACAGACCCUGUCACCUUUACAGCCUGUUCAAGGGCGUUGGCAAGAACAUCGCCAGUUUUCGAGCGCAUGCUUUAUGGGGGUUUUAUAGAAUCCAAAAAACCAGAUGACGAGGAGUGGGUUGUGAGCCUUCCCGAAGAUAAGGCAACGGCAAUGGCCCUCUUUUUGCACAUAUCACACGGUCAAUUCGAUCGCAUCCCAAGAACGCUAUCGAUGGAUGACCUUUACGACCUUACAGUACUGUCAAAUUACUAUGAUGGCACACGAAUGUUGGAACCUUGGAUAGAGAGAUGGAUGGACUCAAUAGAAAAUAACGCAAAACAGUCCAAGGAAGCCAUGACCAAAUAUCUUUGGAUUACAUUUGAGUUUGGAUAUAAAGACUCUUUUGCAAGGAUGGCAAGACAUAUGGUUAUGGAAUCCGAAGGUUCUGAGGACGCAAAUCUCCAAAUGGUACCUGACAUUGUUGGGACGGAUAGGAACAUUCCCCCAGCACCUACUCAGGGUUCAGUUUUGGGUCUUCUCCGAACAUCUGUUCUUACUCAGUGGGCUGAUACGUAUGCUAUCUUUACCAAGUCUACCUCUGGCAACGGUGAAUAUCAAGCCUCACCAAACACCUUGGUCAUUAGCGCCAGUGGCCAAAUCACCAUCAAUGGCAAUGCCAUUACCUCGCCACAGUUUGUUAUCGGAACCAUCCUCCAGUGGACCUCUGACUCAGGCAAUUCCACCUCUGGCAAAUUGUGGAUGUCGAACAACACCACUACCAGCCCUUUAAACUCGGCUACUGGCAAUCUGUUCUGUGGUUCCAUAUUGUACAUGGCAUUUCUGCCGCCAAAACAUGUGGAUCGUUACGGCUUUGCCAAUAGCCCCAGCAGUCCCGAUGAUCCCGACAAUGAGACUCGGAUGAAUCAAAUGCUACGGCAUGAAAAAAUGGGCUGUUGUCGACAGCAUUGGAAACCAAUCCCUCCAGAUAUACUUUGA